Lichtheimia ornata is the source of this 372-nucleotide messenger RNA. RefSeq names its product vacuolar transporter chaperone 1. The record is from RefSeq and is a predicted model, not a curated record. NCBI's taxonomy places the organism in Eukaryota, Fungi, Mucoromycota, Mucoromycetes, Mucorales, Lichtheimiaceae. Gene Ontology annotation, cellular component: vacuolar transporter chaperone complex; fungal-type vacuole membrane. The transcript has 2 exons. The coding region runs from base 1 to 372 and encodes 123 amino acids.
AUGGCUGACAACAACAACGUCCUUGAAUCCACCACAGGCAAAAGAAUCGCCCUCCCGGUUCGUGUUGAACCCAAGGUCUUCUUCGCCAACGAGCGUACUUUUUUGUCAUGGCUCAACUUUACAGUUGUGCUUGGAGGUCUCGCGAUGGGUUUGCUCAACUUUGGUGAUCGUAUUGGUCGUAUGUCAGCUGUCUUAUUCACUGUCAUUGCUAUGGGUGUCAUGAUGUAUGCAUUGUAUACCUUCCAUUGGCGAGCCACCAAAAUUCGAAACCGUGAAGCAGCCCCUUACGAUGACAGGGUUGGUCCCACCGUGCUUUGCAUCUUUUUGCUCGCUGCGAUUCUCGUCAACUUUUACCUUCGCAUUGGCGAAUAA